AAAACAAUCGAACAUGUUAUUGACAUGGACUUGUAUCGGAUGCAAUUUGAAAUAUUCCAACUUUGAUCAGUUCCAACAACACAUCAGUGGUAUAAAAGAAACGGUUCAGUAUUACUGUAAGAACCACGACAUUUAUUUUAACCAAAAAUCAGCGCAUUCUUGCAAGUCUGAGAAACGAUGUGCCUUUUGUUCGGAAGAAAUACCUCCACAGUACGAGGAACAUGCCUGUUUUCAUUUAUACAAAAAAGGUGACAUACAGUCUUGUGAUGUAUGUGGCAUGACGCUCCGCAAGAUUCUACUUUGCGAUCAUUUAAAACAAAUGCACAAGAAAAAAUUGAGGAUGUGUAAAAAAUGCGAUAUGUUCUUUAACUCUGAAAAAGAAUACAACCAACAUAGAUACGUCAAACAUAUAAUCCGAGAAAAAACAUACACGGUAUGCCACAUUUGCGGAAAAACGUAUUCCAGUUUCACGAUUAGCGGACAUAUCAAGAGUAUCCACAAACAAAGCCGGGAAGCAAAGUGCAAGGAAUGUGGAAAGGCGUUUAUGAAUAAUUGGAAGCUACAACGACACAUGAUUGUUCACAGUAACGAAAUGAAAUACCAAUGCGACAUUUGUGAAAAAAUGUUUAAAAUGCAGUACUCGCUGCAGGUGCAUAAAAAUAUGCACUUUAAUAAAGAUACUUUUUGUUGCACGAUAUGCGACAAACAGUUUAGUACCAAACAAUCCAGGGAUAAACAUCUAAGAAAGCAUUGACCGAGAUGAUUUUAUUAUUUUUAUUCACAAAGCAACCACUGUUGUCAGAUAUUUAAAAAAAACUAGUUUUUACGAUUUUCGUUACUGUUUAGUGAUUAAUGUUCAGUAACGCGCACGAAAUAGAAACUACCUGAUACUUAAUAUUAUAAUAUAUUUUGUACAUCAUAUCCAUAGUCAAGUUGUGACAACAUCACUAGAAUACUGUCCUGCGAGUCAUUUUGGACCAGAUGAAAAAAUAAUGUCUUCCUGGAGGGAAUACAGGCAAGUUGUGAAACACAGAAGAGGCCAUGGACAAUCCAAUAAAGUGCCAUUAGGUAGAGUCAAAGCUGAAAUUAGAAGGAAUUGUAAGUUUUGUUCCUAUUAAAGCUCCAACAAAAAAAGUGUGAAACAUCUACGAGAACGAACGAAUGAUCUGAAAGAAUGGUCGAAGAGAUGUUUUAGAUGUUCUUCAGACUAUACCUGUGGAAGAUACUGACUUUGAACAACUUAAAAAUAGAUUAAACAUGCGAUAUGACUACGAACAAUUGGAGCGGUUAAAGAAUCGUAGAAUCGUAAAUAGAAACGAGACAAUACCCUUCAAGAAUACGAAGUAGAUAUUGCCAGGUUGGUACUAUUUGCCUAUCCAUCAGCUCCAAAAAAUAAGGAAUGUUUGACUCUCCAAACAUUUGUUGGUGGACCAUGAAAUGUAAAAUUUGUUGAUGGACUCCGUUACCAUAAAAUGUAAAAAACACUCCUUAUAGCCCGACACAAACAUUGGUCGAUGUCUUGUCCGCUGCUCUUGAAUAUGACGCAGCUACGCUGGAUACAGUGAAGUAAGGACUGAAAGAGAAUUAAGAAUACGGAGACCAUCAGGUGAUAGAAUUGCAGUGAACUGGGACAUGUACGCAGUUCGUGCAAAUGUACUAGAAUCACAACAAAUAACGAAAACAUAGAGCAGAACCUGACUAGUCUAAAAUGGCUCGCACGACAAUACAGUGAAUAUUUAAUUUUGAUCCGCUCCUCUUCCCAUUGAAACACUUCAAGUAGUCUUUAUGUAAAGGUAAAAACAAUAAAACCUAUUUACUUUUGUAUUUUUCAUGGUGUAACUAUAAGGUCUAAAAGGACAUUUUCUUUUGUUUUUAGCAAUGGGAAGAGGUAACCUUAUAGUUCUAUUGUGGUAUUUUCCUAAUUAUUUUGAAGUUGUAGUCAUUUCUGACAUACAAUACGUCGCCUCCUGCAGAGCUGCUGGAAGUAUUACAUCUCGCUAUUUUUAUCCAUGUUCAGAUCAAGCUUGUCAGUGUUUUUUUUUGCAACCGUAGCCUUGUUAAGUAAUAUGACAGAGGAGUUAAAUCAAAUCACGUAUUAAUUGAUCUUUCUUUGUAUCCUUUGGAUAUUUUCAUAAAUAAUAUCACAAAGAUUAUAUUUGCAGUUUCUGGUGUAGUUGUAUUAAACAAUAAGUCCACUAUAAAGGAAUACCGUAAAUGCAGAAAAAAGUUCGGUAUCUGCUUUAAAAGAACUGAAAAAAGAAUUGCUUCUCGGAAGUUAUCUAAACUAGUUAAAAACAUCAACAAAUCGACCUCUUUGAUAGACCGUCCAUAGACGGAUAUAUUUUAUUUAAUAGUUGACAAGAAAAUGAAAACUGAUGAUACAUAUUUUUUCUACACCAACAUGGAUAUUAGCUUAUCUACGCACAGACUACAAAACGAAAAAGUAUGCUAUUGCGUUCAUCUGAACGAAUAUAUUUCAUAUAUAUUCUAGGUAGUGAGAACAUUGCAAACAAAUUAAAUCCACCAUUCACAAUUCAUAUUUGGUUCACCCAACUAUUAUUAUUUUUAAAAUUUUAAAUAAAUGA
Molecule: messenger RNA, 2585 nt
Organism: Psylliodes chrysocephalus
Lineage: Eukaryota; Metazoa; Arthropoda; Insecta; Coleoptera; Chrysomelidae
Source: the annotation of a GenBank genome assembly